AUGAGAGCCUAUUGGUCAAAUUGCAGCCCAAUUGCAUCAGAAAAUGCCAAUGAUUUGGAAAUGUCAAUACCAUGGCAUGACUACCAAGAACAGCAGCAGCAGCAGCAGCAGCAGCAGAGUGGAGCCAGUCAGAGCCUAGAAAAUGAGCUGUGUGCACUUCAGUGGAAUGAUUCUGAACAUCAGGAUCCCAGUGCUGGCAGGGCAGAGCCAAGUAAUGUGGUAGCCACUGGGAACCAGGUGGCAUUCUUCUGUGAAGUACCCGUGGUGGCCAAGGAAUAUCGUCUCUACAAUGAAGGAAGUCAAGAUUACCUGACACCAACAACCAUUUUAGAAACUGAGAACAAGGCCAUAUUUUCUAUCUCAUCUGUUCAAUGGUACAAUGCAGGGCAAUAUUGGUGUGGAUAUACAAGCUCCCAUGGCCCAUCUGAACACAGUGACACUCUGGAGCUGGUGGUGACAGGUGUUUACUCCAGGAAAGUCACACUGUCAACCCUUGCCAGUCCUUUGGUGACCUCAGGACAGAAUGUCACUCUUCAGUGUGUGUCACAACAGGCAUAUAACAGAUUCAUUCUACUGAAGGAAGAUCAGAUGUUCUCCAGUGCUGUGUCCUCACCGAACAUAAACCAUGGGCUCUCAGGAGCUCGUUUCAGAGUGGGUCCUGUGACCCCUGACCAGAGGUGGAGGCUCACAUGCUAUGGAUAUUACCUGAAUAACCACCAGGUGUGGUCAGUGAGCAGUAAUGACAUACAGCUCCUGGUCUCAGGAAGUUCUGUUACCAUCUGGUGUGGGGGUCCACUACAAGCCCUUACAUAUGUGAUCCAUAAAGAGGGAAGCCCAGAAGCCAGACACAUAGAGACCCAAGUAGACCACAAUAACAAGGCAAAAGUCUCUAUCCCAUCUGUGUCUAGCCUGAAUGCAGGGAGAUAUAACUGUUUCUCUUACAGCUCUGAUGGCUGGACAGAGCACAGUGACAUAGUGGAACUGGUGGUGACAGGUGUCCAUGAUGGCAAACCUACUCUGUCAGCUUUGCCCAGCCCUGUGGUGACCUCAGUUGGGAAUGUGACCCUUCAGUACUCAGAGCCCCAGGAUCACACAGUGGAGAACCUCAUUCGAAUGGGCCUAUCUGGCUUGAUCCUCACAGUUCUCGCAAUUUUGCUCUUUUAUGACUGCCGCA
Messenger RNA from Cricetulus griseus (Chinese hamster), 1174 nucleotides. The record is from RefSeq and is a predicted model, not a curated record. NCBI's taxonomy places the organism in Eukaryota, Metazoa, Chordata, Mammalia, Rodentia, Cricetidae.